Messenger RNA from Trypanosoma rangeli, 5865 nucleotides. RefSeq lists its product as uncharacterized. The record is from RefSeq and is a predicted model, not a curated record. Lineage: Eukaryota; Euglenozoa; Kinetoplastea; Trypanosomatida; Trypanosomatidae. The transcript has a single exon. The coding region runs from base 1 to 5865 and encodes 1954 amino acids.
AUGUCGUUUGGGAUGCGUAUUGGGCUUGCCGAGCCUCAUCAUAGGCGGGCUUCCGGGGGGUUGCGUGACACCGCUGCUGCUAGUGGUAUGAAGGACGGAGGUGACAAUUUGGAUGACGGGCCACAGCCAAGUUGCUCGGUCCCGACACCGGAGCCUCGUGUGCUCGCUACGGCUGCUACGGUGGCCUGUGCGUCUUUGCCGCGCGCGAGCAGCUCCGCACUUGCCCGUUCAACGAGGAAAGGGGGGAUAAUUGGGGAGGGGCCCUCUUCAACAUCUUCCCUGCUGGAUGGGGCGGCGCUUCGGAGUCGGCUGCGGAGACCGUCCUCAGCAGCCCACUUGCGGCGACUGGACCUCAGAGCCACAGCGAUGGAUGAUGUGGAAUGGAGCUGGUUUUGUCAGGACCUGCUGUCAACGAUGUCGGGCCUGACCUUCUUGGGACUGGCAGAAAUGGGGCUCACGGACAGGCGACUAGCGGAGCUUCUUCGCAGCUGCCAGUUGGAGUCUACGCGCUGCGGCACGGCAGCGUCGUUUUCCUCAGCACUGUCGUCAAGGAGGGCAACAGGUCUUGCGGCGUCGAGGUCCGUUGCGGCGGGUGAUGCUGCCUCCUCAAUAUCCUGUAACCCUGGUCUUGGGAGAAGGACAUCCACACAGGUCUCAUCGUCGGUUGCGAACCUGGGUGGAAGACGAGCGUUGCGUCGACUGGGCGUAUUGGACCUGAGCGGGAAUCGUCUGACCCACCGUAGUGCAACUCCGCUUGGAAAACUGCUUCUUUGGGCAGCGGACACCCUUGAUGAGUUGCACCUGUCGGGGAAUCCAUUGCAGGACUACGGACUGCAAAUCUUGGGAAUCUAUUUGGCCAAGUUGCAGCUGGCCUCGCUGCAGAAGGAGCGUCACUUUUUCCCUUUGUCGCUGGUGCGGCAGCACGCGGCGUUGUUUACGCAGAGGCGGAGGCAGGCUGAGCAUGAGGCUCGAGUGCGGUACAGUGUGCCUCAAGGACCCACCCACGCGUCUCCGCAGGAGCGGCGGUGUGGGGACGCCAGUGAACGGGGCACACCCGCUGCUUCCUGCGGGGACGCGCAGAUUCAUUUAGGAAUUUCAUUUUUGGACUUGCGGGGCUGUCAGGGCUCUGCACGUGGAAUUUCAGAGGUGCUUGCGGGUGCAAGUCACUCCCAACGGUUGGAAACCCUUCUGCUAGCACACAACAGGGAUGCUCGAGCCGCACUCGUAUCCCCCAGGCCAGCCUGUAAGGGUGUGGGGAUCUCUCCGCAGGCAACGUGUAGCAGAGACGAGGCGACCGCAGGCACCGACCCCUUGCUGAGCGCGUGCAGGUUUUCUAGCUUUAAGGAGCUCCACUACCCAUGUGCGUUAACGAUGCUUACCCUCAGCGGUGUGCCAUUAUCGAAGCUGUGUACGCCCAUUGGUUGCCGCGAGCUUUUUCUGAACGUUUUUUUUUGUUGUCCUAAACUAAAUCAAUUGGAUGUCUCAGAUACUUUUGACAUUCUCAAACUGCCAUCUUCGCUACUGCUGCAGCUCCUGAUGCGUAGACGAGAGGCCGCACGUGACCCGCGCAUCUAUUGGGGCCUGCAGCUGGAGUUGGAGGGGGCGACGGAGUUCACGCUAGAUACCGUGAUGCUGGCUCACCAAGCGUGUGUGGGAGGCAUACUCUGUGAGUUGGCGGCACACGCCGCGUUUAACGCCCAGAGGCGACAGAGUCUGGCCCCACCCGCAUUUUGUCACUUGCAGUCGCUGAAUCUAAAAGGCACGGGUAUCACCGAUAGGGCGGCGCGUGGGUUGGCGAUCGCCGUGUCUUCCGCGGCCUUGACGGGGGUUCUUUCUUCACUGACGGUGCUCAACCUGGCCGACAACCUUCUCAGCGUCGAUGGCUGCAUGCAGGUUAUGCACGCCUUCAUUAUUGGUUGGCCGGUGCCCCCCUCCGUGCUCUCGGCGCUGUCGCUUCAGGGGAAUGCCGGAGUUCACCGCGACGACGAUGACUCCAUUAUGCUGCUUCGGCAGGGGGCUGAGGCUGCCGUGUGGAGACGGCGUGAAGAGCGUCAACGAUGCGGCCUUGUCGACGAAGCGAGUCUACCGUUGCCGCUGCGCAUUUAUCUCGGCGCUGUGGGGACGGAAGCCUUCUGCAUUGCUGACGGCGAGGCGGACAAAACCACAGCUGAAAAGGAGGCCGUAGAAGACGCAGGUGGGGUCAGGCAAGACGUCACUGUGGCGGAUGAGAAUAAACGUGACAAGGACUUUUCGACAUUUCACUUCGGCACGGGCGGAGCGGUGCUGAUACCACAGACGGCGGUGAGGCCGUUUGUGGAAGUGCCAGCGAGCGCGUCUUUCCUCUCCCCACUGGCCGCACAGCUGGCGGCCACCUGCGAUGUCAGCUCCAUCCACGCCGGGGAGACCCCGCGGAGGUUUCUCUUCUCCGUGCCGCCAACACCAUCGGCCCUGCAGCGUACAACAGACCCCUUUUAUCCACCCGAGCAACCGCAAAAACUGCCAGAGCAGCAGUACAUUAGCGAGGAACAGCAGCGGCGUAGGAGUGUUCCCAUUCUGUCGCCUGCAGUUGCCAAUGAGAACCCGCCUAUUAUGAUAGGAUCCACCGCGGAGGUCGUGGCGGGAGAGACGUGGCGUAGCUCGCUCGUGAACGUCAAGCCGGCAACAGAGUUCUCAACACCCGCUUUACCCGUCGUCGUACCUUUUGUAACGACUGCACAGGAGGGGCAUCCGUGGGCCAGGGACGCUGCGAGGGCGCGUGAUCCAAGCUGCAGCGCUGGUUGCGAGGUCACACCACUGCGAUCGCACGAUAAUCAUGUCCUACGCGGCACGCUGACUUCUUUUCAGCGUGAACCGUCAUCUAUUUUUGCCUCUUCUCCCCACUCCUCCAAGGCGCUUAAAUUUGGUUGUCUCUUUGCCGCCAUGGACGCCGCGGGGGACCGAGGAAGCAAGGAGGAAACGGAGAAUAGUUUGACACGAUGCUAUGUUAGCAGCAUGGGCUAUCGCCAACAUGGUGACGGUGUAGGUGAUGCGGAAGCUAAGGAAGCGCAUGUCUCGCGUGGGGCCGCUGAAGUUCCGCAGUUGGAGGCGGCAAAAAAUGAGGAGGCUGUGGAAGCUACGGGUGACGGACUAGCAGUGGGGCUGGAGAGCGAGGAUGCCGAUGGUUUUGCAGGUAAGGUGGCAGCGGCAGCAGCAGUAGCAUUUAAGCCGAAAAAAGGACGUUGUGUGAAAAGCUUUGUUAUGUCCUAUUAUCACCCCGUUGGUCACGUAUUCUGUCGAGGCUGGCGACUGCUGCAUCGCGGCGAUUCUGUGGGAGAAGAUGCCCGGGCAUGUGUUGAGCGUGAUGUGUGGAAGCUGCUGCAGCCUCUGGACACGCAUCAGGGAGACGCAGUGGUGAAUUCCGUCUCAUUUGUGAUGCCCUCGGCUGAGGGCAUGGACGAUGACGCGGAGUAUGGCGCCACACGGCUACAAAUCGUCUCCAACGAGCACCGUUCGGCGCUGGCUGAACGCUUGCAGCAGCAUGCGAACAUGGAGGAUGGGAUCAUUGCCUUUCCACUUUUUAUGCAGGCACUUCGGCGGUCGGAAGAUGACACGGUGGAGGUGAUUGCCGCCAUGCUUGACGCUGCUCACUGUGGACUGCCUGCAAAAUAUGCGGGAAGCACUACGGAGGAGUUGGUACACGCGCGGCAUGGCAGCGAGGACGUGUUGAUGGCAGAAAUAGGUGCUGUCUUGGCUGCUGCCGACGGCGAGACCGCGCAGAUGCCAAACGGGUUGCGGGAGGAAGAUGCAGCGGACUUCCCCUUUUUUUCCGCCAACUCCGAGGAUGUCAUCCCUCUCGCUGAGAAGCCAGUCGCGGUGCUCGCGGAAGAGCCGCAGCUGCUGCCACCGCAGUCGAAAGAAACAAUGGAGGUGAAGAAGGAAGGAGAAAGGAUGGAGUCGGAGACCGCAGCUCCGACUGCCGCCGUGUGUCGUGACCCUCCCGCGCCCCACACACCUGAACUGCAGCAGGCAAAGCUACCGGGCGCAGUGGAGCCGCUGCUGCCCCCACCGGACACAACCGCUUCUGUGGGGAAUACGGUGCAGCUUCAGCCAACGCCGACCACGACCAGUAAUGCCGCCGCAGCAACAGCGGUAGCGGAAGUGGCUCUCAAAAAACCGGCACCGAGUUUGGUUGACCGCGUGAAGACAUUUGUCUUUUCUUUUCCUCAUCGUGAGGGCCACUGCCUCUGCCGAGGUUGGCGCCUACUGCACCGCACCGACGCCGUUGGUGAAAAUGCCCGUGCGUUGCUGGAGGCGGAUGUAUUGUCGUUUCUGCAGCCCGCUUUGGAGGAUGGACAACAGCAGGGCGUUGAUGGCGGCAUUGCGAAGGAUGCCGAUGCCGAUGCGUCCGCGCGGCGGACCGUGAAGUCGGUGUCCUUCACGUGGGAAGGCUCGUCGUCGUCGACGAUGCAGCUGCGCGUGGUGACCAGCGAGCGUCGCGCGGUGGUGUCGCAACGGCUGCAGCAAAAUGUGGUUGAGGGCGAGGUGAAACUGCCACGCUUUUCCGAGCUUCUCCGCAGCAACGCCGCGUACGACACUAUCCAUGCUGUGGAGUCGUAUGUUCAACAGCAGGCCUCGGAGGAGCUGCAGCGGCGCAUUGCGAGCCGAUACCGUGCCACCAGUACGCUGGUCCACUACUACCACUGUGACGACGCCGCCAUGCUGCAGGAGAUUGGGGCCCCAAAUAUGGCGGCGGUGGAGGCCACUGUUGACGCUGCAGCGACUGACGCUUCCGAUAUCACCUCAACGCCGUCAGGGGACACCCACAACAAGGACGACGCUGCUGUGGAGGCAACAGAGAGAGCGGGGGGCGCUGUAGAGCGGCCUCAGGCGCCGAGUGAAUCACCGCCAGAGUCGCACGAGGAGUUGAUGGAGGGCAACACCAACAAGGGUAUUGUAGAGGUGAUAGAUGGGACAAUCGCAGACGUCGCGCCACCGUCUACUGCGUCCUCCUCCCCGUUGAAUCUUGCAACGCCGAUUCACCGCGCCGCUCGUGUCCACAGCAUAGAGCUGACGCUACCGGGAGGCAAAAACAUCCAACGCAUUCACAACAGUGAGAACACAGGCACGCAGCUGCCCCCGAAGAAUGGCGAGGUUAACAGCGACGUGACACACACCAACCAGGCCUUCGCGGAGCGCGUUCGUCGUUUACAGUUUCUAGCGUACACUGCGAUGGCCAAAGGUGCGAUCUCGUUGGAUACGCACCAACGACACAAGCUGCGCAUCUGCAAUGGAAAAUGGGGCCGACAGCGCGUCACUGUUGCCGUGGAGUGGGAUGUGUUUCUUGUGGUAUAUUUUGUGAAGGGCACGGCGUUGGGCAUUACCUCACGCAAAACCCUUGUGCUGGUGCACCCUGUGGCCUUUGGGCUGCGCUGCUUUGUCGACAACAACAACGGCGGCAGCGUCGAAGGCCGCGACCGUAUCAUACACUUCUGCUUGGAGCAUGCACAUUCACCCGAUGAGUUGGGCGUCUCCUCGCAGGAGGUGGAGCGAAGGCUGCAGGAGGUGUCGGCGUUGAAGGGCUCAAGGUCUGGUGCAUCCGCGCGUGGGAGUUUGGUGUCGUUGCAGAACCUGACAAAUGCCAGCCUCGCAAGCGGCUCCUCGUCGGUUGCCACGCUGGAUUCCGCGGCGUCGGUGCCAAGCACGGGGCGGCUCCUGCAGCACCACGUGUCGUUUCAAGUAACCGUGAGUAGUGCGUCCAAGGCUCGUGAGGCGGUUGCCGCCAUUCGUGGCGCAGAGCAGCGGGCAGUGAAGAUGAUACAGCAGACGAUGGCGGAGCAGGAUCGCCAUGCCGUGGCUCGCCAGGUUUCAGAAACGCAGGCAGCUUAG